Molecule: messenger RNA, 3245 nt
Organism: Alnus glutinosa
Lineage: Eukaryota; Viridiplantae; Streptophyta; Magnoliopsida; Fagales; Betulaceae
Exons: 6
Coding region: 275-3106 (943 amino acids)
Source: RefSeq, a predicted model, not a curated record
CUCUCUCUCUCUCUCUGCUCUGACUCAGACCCAAAUACCUCAAAUUUUUUCUCUUAAUUGCUUCAUUUGCUUCGUUUCAGAAACGCUUACCCACCACCGGAGUUUUUGGUGCAUUUAUAGUAUACAGAAAAACAAAGAUCCAGAGGCAUAACUCAUUGUUUCAAUAUGGAUUUUGGUUGGAGAAAGGGAAUUUUUUUCUCCUGCUUCUUCAGUUAUAAACAUUGAAGUAGCCCCCCCUCCCCCCCGGUUUCUUUUAUUUUUAGGCAUUUUCUGCAUGAGAAAAAUGGGAGUGGAGAAAGAAGGUUUAAAAAGUGGAGGAGGUUAUGUGGGCAGUUUCUUUCAACUGUUCGACUGGACUGCCAAAUCUCGGAAGAAGUUAUUCUCAAGCAAGUCAGAUUUACCUGAGCAUUCCAAACAAGGAAAGAAAAGCGACGGGAACAUGCCAAGGACACGACUCCAUUUGAUAGAUGAAGAUGAAACUAGAGCAGGGUCAAGUAUCAAAGGAAGUAGUGACUAUAGUUGUGCUUCAUCAGUUACAGAUGAAGAAGCAUAUGUAAGUAGGGCCCCUGGGGUAGUCGCCAGGCUCAUGGGAUUAGAAUCCUUACCCACAUCCAACUCUUCUGAGCCCUACUCUACCCCUUAUUUUGAUACUCAGUCUCUUCAAGAAGCUCAUUAUCACAGGUUUGAUUAUCAUCAUGAUCAUCAAAUCAUGUAUUCUGGAAAUCUGCUGAAUAAGGUAGAGGGCCCUGUGCGGAACUUUGUGGAGUCAAAACCCCCAAAGAUGCUAAGCAGGCCAAUUGAGAAGUUCCAAAGUGAAACUUUGCCUCCUAAAUCAGCUAAAUCAAUUCCAAUUACCCACCAUAAACUUUUGUCCCCUAUUAAGACUCCUGGCUUCGUUUCCACUAAGAAUGCUGCUCACAUAAUGGAAGCAGCUGCAAAAAUUAUUGAGUCUGGACCUCGAGCUGCUGCCAAGGCCAAAUUGCCUCUGGUAGGUUCUUCGUCAGUACACUUGAAAGUUCGGGAUCUCAAAGAAAAAGUGGAGGCUGCGCAGGAAGUGCCUAUGGUUGGGUCUUCUUCCAUAACCCUGAAAGUUCGAGACCUAAAAGAGAAAGUUGAAGCUGCUCAUAAAACUUCCAGGGUUGCUGAAGCUUCUCGAAGGCCAGUUGAGUCUACUGCUGCCAAGUAUCUUAACGGACAGUCUAUGAACAAAAGCUGGAAUGGAUCCAUAGAUACUCCUGAUAUAGAAGAAGGCUCUUCUGGUUUAACGAGUAGGACAAAGUCCAUUUCACUUGCAAUCCAAGCAAAGGUUAAUGUUCAGAGAAGGGAAGGGUUAAAUUCAAGUGUCAGUAGAAAUUUGGUAAGACAGAAAGAGCAGAGUGAGGUUAACAUAAGCCAGCCCUUCAAGAGCCAGCCUACUAUUCAUAAGAAUUUGCAUAAGAAAUCUUCUAUGCAUAAUGCCUCCGGAGUUUUAAGGCAGAAUAAUCAGAAACAAAAUUGCCUUAUGGACAAAGCCAAAUUGCCUUCAAAGCCUUUGGGUUCGAACUCACAGAAUAGAAAAAAGCCGUCUGGUGAUUCAUCUUUUGGGCGUCACAAAAGCUCAAGUAAAUCCACUGGGAACUCCAAACUUGGAUCCAGGAAGCUGGGUUUAGAGGAGGUAGAUGGUGAUAAAGAUGCAUGUUCUAGUACAAAGAAUUUCCCUAGGAAGAAACGAACAAUAGAUAGGGACUUUCACUUUGAGAAAAAUCGGAAUGCUGAUAAUGUGUUGAAUGACAAAAAUCAGAAGCCAGUUCAAUCUAAACCAGUUAUGGACAGGGACUUUAGUUGGGCUCAAGACAGCAGAAAGAAAGGCAUCGAUGUUGUUUCUUUUACAUUCACAGCUCCACUGACACGAUCAAUGCAUGGGUCUGACACCUCUUGUCAGGUUGCACAUAAAACUAAUGGUAAUUGCAUGAGAAACAACAUAGGGGCUGAUAGUAUGAGAUUAUCUUCACUGGGAUACAAUGUUAUAGGGGCUGAUUCUUUGAGUACGCUUUUGGAGCAAAAGUUAAGGGAAUUAACUUAUGGAGUUGGGUCUUCUCCCUGUGACUCCUUCAAAGUAGAGUCAGCUUCUAGUUCUCUGUCGAUUUUUCAAGAUCCGGUACCCCAUGUUGAUGUAGUUAGCUCCAAGCCAAUGCUACUUGAGAGGAGAGACCAAUAUGAAUUUGUUACAGAUAAAUUUGGUGGCUAUGACUCUGACUUCUCCUCCACUAAUCCAUCCACCUUCAGAUGGAAAAACAAGUUUCAGGGAGCGGAUGAGAUGGAUGAAUGUAGCAGCAAUCGUAUUGAAGCUGGACCGUUGCCCAAUUGCCGACAUCCUAGUCCAAUCUCUAUUCUAGAGCAUUCCUUUUCAACUGAAACUUGUGACUCUUCAGUUACCACUGAUAGUAACAGUACGGAAGGAAGCAAGUUGAGUUCAUCUGUUCAAGCUCUGGAGGUUCUUGGUUUAAGUUCUUCAAAGAAGUUCCAUUCAGUGGAAGCUGAUAUAGAAUUAUCAGAUUCGGCUUCUUCCACAUCUACUGGAGCAGUGGUGGAAAAAUAUUCGACCAGGUCAAUUUUGACAGGUCUUGUGAGAUCGACCAAGUGGGAAAUAGAAUAUGUGCAGGAGAUCCUGUGUAAUGUGGAAUCAAUGUUUGAGGACUUCGCAUUAGGUCGGGCCGGUGAGAUCAUAAACCCUCAUCUCUUUGAUCAGUUGGAAAGUCGAAAAAUACAGUGGGAAAGUGAUAGUGGCGAGUGUAGGCUAAGGCGGAAGGUAUUAUUCGAUUGUGUGAGCGAAUGCUUGGACUUGAGAAGCGGACGAUUUGUAGGUGGGGGAUAUGGAGCAUGGGUGAAAGGGGUAGCAAUGGUGAGAAGAAAGGAGUGGUUAGCAGAAGAAGUGUACAAGGAAAUUUCUGGUUGGAGAGAGUUGGGGGAUUGUAUGGUUGAUGAGCUUGUAGAUAAAGACAUGAGCAGCCAACAUGGAAGAUGGCUGGACUUCCAAUUAGAUGCAUUUGCAUUGGGGGUAGAGGUUGAGGAUGAAAUAUUCAAUUCUUUGGUUCAGGAGGUGGUUGCUGAUAUCUUGCAGCUUUAAUAUGCAUUUAGGCGUCAUUAUUUUUUUUACCACCGAUGUAAGUCUCAAGUUCUCAACAUGUGCUUUUUUUGGGGGGCAUAUUGUAUUGUCAGAAAAUCUUUAUAUAAUUCUUCAGUUCAUAGCUUCUUUUACUGCAUUC